Molecule: messenger RNA, 4953 nt
Organism: Drosophila rhopaloa
Lineage: Eukaryota; Metazoa; Arthropoda; Insecta; Diptera; Drosophilidae
Product: MPN domain-containing protein CG4751
Exons: 6
Coding region: 105-4364 (1419 amino acids)
Biological process (GO): double-strand break repair
Cellular component (GO): BRCA1-A complex; BRISC complex
Molecular function (GO): metallopeptidase activity; polyubiquitin modification-dependent protein binding
Source: RefSeq, a predicted model, not a curated record
AAAGCUGCGACCUUACUGCAUCCAUCAGUUUUUUUAGUCGCAAAACUUGAGUAUCUUAAAAGUAAGAAAUCCGUGGAAUUGAACAAAAUUCGCGACGAGCACACAUGGAAAACGGAGUGGAACAUGGUGCAGACGAUGCAGGCGAAAACCAGGUGGUAAGCAGCUCCGACGGCGAGGGCGACUGCGAUGGCGAUGGUGAUGUGGAGAGGGAGGGGGACGUGCUGCAGCCGCCGCCGCCGCAAAUAACAAACGAUUGUGAUGUAGAGGGAGCUAGGCAGGGGGAGGGGGAGCGUGGACUGUCGGUGACGGAAGCUAUAGACGCCACUCCGGAUUCCGGACCACCGCCCCUGGACGAAGCAGCACCUGGGGCCAUGCUGGAGGACAACCUGUGCGACAAGGAUGUGGACAGCGAUGCUGGUGACGAGGACAACGACGAUGAGGCCAAGGAGAACUAUGAGGGCUUCAAUGGCACCGGACGCACCGUCACCCUGCAAACACUGAUGGCCGCUAAUGUCCUGCAGCCGGGCUUGGGCCUUAUGACCAUCGAAUAUCUCGGCCAGAAGUUCGUCGGAGAUCUGCUAGCCGACGGCAAGAUCAAAUCCCAUGAGACUGAAACCAUAUUCCUCACGCCCAGCGCCUGGGCUAUGCACUGCAAGCGGAUCAUCAAUCCCGAGAAGAAGAGCGGAUGCGGAUGGGCCUCGGUAAAGUACAAGGGCAAAAAGCUAGACGCCUACAAGAACACCUAUCUGCGCAAGUGCGCCUUGCAAAAAGAGACGCCGCUUGAUGACUGCGACCUGGAUGCCGAACGCAAGUCAGACUCCCCGGAGAUUGUCGUCAAGCGAACUGUUUUCGCCCACAACACCGUAUCGAACCGCAAUGUAGUUCAUGACGCCAACAUGCUUAUUGAAUCGGUGCCGUUUACUUCGGUGGGCAAGCUGCAGCCAUUCCUCAUCACAGUCAACUCCUCUGCUCUAUUGCUGGCGGAUUUUCACUGCCAUUUGACGGUGCGCGAGGUGUGCGGCUAUCUGGGGGGCACCUGGGACAUGAACACACACACUCUGUCCAUCACAAAGACAUAUCCUUGCCGCAGCACGCGCUUCGAUCGACAGAGAGCCGGGGAAGUGGAGCGAGACAUACAGAAGAUGAUGAUCCAGGAUCAACUGCUGUUGGUUGGCUGGUAUCACUCACAUCCCAGGUUCCAGGCGGAACCAACUCUGCGUGACUGCGACUCACAAUUGGACUAUCAGAUUCGAAUGCGCGGAGCCAGCGAUCUCACCUAUACGCCCUGCGUCUCUCUUAUUAUAUCCCCUUACUAUGAUGAGAAUCCAACGCUGGAGUCGGUGGUUAAGUGCAUUUGGAUCGUGCCGCCCAACGAAAACAGGCAAUCUAUGGAGUACGGCAGGCCCAUGCUGAUGCAGUAUUCGGUGCUACCGGACAAGGAGAUACCCGAGGAGGUGCGCUCCGAGAUCCAGCUGUGCGUGGACUAUUACUCGCAGUACCGGAGCGAGGUGGUCAAGUUCCGAAACAUCUAUAACAACGACGUGACCUACAACGAGAAGCUGAAGAACACGCUCUACCCGAAGUUUCCCUCCAAGCAGAGCGACAAGGCGCUGUGGAACUGGAUUUGCGCUGUGCUGGAUUGCGAGCAGGAAGAUGACUUCAUUCCACCCAAGACCAUAAAAAUCAUCGACAAUGACGAAUUAGAAGUAAAGGAGGAAGACAAGCCUGUUGUUUUGAUGGAUCUUAGCAGUGAUGUAAAGAUUGCUCCACCCAAGGAGGAGCUGUUCAGUGAGUCGAUAAGCGCGUUGGAGGAGAGUGCGCGCAAGGCGGAGGAAGAGUCUAACGCACAGGCGGAGCAGAAGGCCAGCGAGCUGAAGGUGAUGUCGCUCCAGGAGCAGCUCUGCAUGCCCUCCGGACUAAAUAUGAACCCGGUGCGAAUGCUUUCGCCUCUUGCCACUCCUAACCCCACGAGUCAUCCGCCAGGACUGCCUAAUUUGGUAGCUCCAACUUUGCCGGCAGCCACCAGUCAGCUGCUUCCACCACAAAUGCCCGCAGCUUCCGCACCACCAGUCAUCCCACCAAUUGUAACGACAUCGGCCCUGACCACCGCUCUGAGUGCCUCGCCGAGGGACAGUCCCAUUACUAUCCAAUCGAACUCCGCCAGUCCAGCUAAGUUUGAGGUUCCGGUGAGGGCGUCACCAUCGCCCGCGAAGUCAGACACUUCGUCGCACGCCUCCACCUCCCGCACCCGUAACUCUCCGGCGCCCAGUCCGGGCAAGUUCAGCGUCAGCGAUAUUGCUCGAAAUAGUCCCAGCAUCACGCCUAAUAAGUAUGAGGCGACCGCCGCUGCUUUGGUCCCUCCAGCGGCCGCUUGCCUACCCACGGCCAACGAUCUGAUGGCCGCCAGUUUGGCUCAGCUGGCAGGACAACUUCCUCCGAACUUCCUUCAAGGCGACCUGGCUGCUCUCUUCCAGCAGCAGCGUAAGGAUUACGGCAGCUCCUCCCUUAAUCAGCUGGCAGCGGCCGCAGCCAAGGUGGGGGGCUCCAAACAAAGCAAUGCCACCGCUUCCUCCGGCUUGAGCGAUCCCAAUGUGGCAGCCGCUGUGGCCGCCUACUCGAAUAGCUUCAAUAUGCCACUGCCCACGGGAGUAGGAAUUGGAGGAACUGGCAACAAUAACGCCCACAGCAGCAGCAAGUCUAAAUCGGAGCGAUCAUCGAAGUCGUCGUCUUCUUCUUCCUCCUCCAACUCCAGCUCAACCUCCAAUUCGUAUAAAACGAAGCUGAUGAAGGAGCUGGACGAACUAAAAAAUGAUCCACUUAAGAUGAGCGAGCUCAUCCGUUCUCCGGAAUAUGCUGCUCUGCUCCUUCAGCAAGCUGAAGCGCUGGGAGCCACUACCCUUGGCACUCUGGGUUUUGGAUCCGACUACAGCUAUCUGACAGGAGCGGGACUUGGAGUGCCCACUGCAAAUGCUUUGACUGGUGGUCAGCCCUCAAAUUCAUCAUCUAGCAAGUCUUCAAAAUCUUCGAAUGCUGCAGCGGCGGCAGCUGCUCUCAGUGCCGAUUACAACAACCUUAUCCAGGCAUCGAAGCUACUCGGCUACGACUCCUACAUGCAGCAAAGCAAGCAGAGCAACGACCUCAAUGCGUUCCUCCAGCAGCAGAUGGCGGCAGUGGCCGCCGCUUCGAUUCCACCGCCAUCUCAGUCUGCCUCCAGUGGCAGUUCCAACAGCAGUUCAUCCAAGAAGCAGCAACAGCAGCAGCAACAGUUGCAGCAGCAACAUCAGCAACAACAGCAGCAGCAACAACAGCAGGCGGCUGCUCAGGCGGAUUACACGGCACUAUUGCAGACCUACACCAAGUUGUUUGAUCCCAACAACCAGUUCGCGGCGGCGAUGUCCUCCAACAAGCACAUGGCAGGAGCUCACAAUGAGCUCUCCGCUCUCCUGUCCUCCGGAGUGGGCGUGUCAGGAGGUUCGAGUGGAGGUGGAUCGAAGCAAAAGCAGAAGGACAUACAGAGCGAUAUGCUGAAUCAGCUGUUGCAGCUGGAGAAGCAGGACUCGGAGAUCAAAGCGCUAUUGUAUCGUCAAAAUAAAGCCGCGGCUGAUUUGGACGCCCUGUUUGCCACGCCCUCGGGAGCUGUCGUGGGAGCUGGAUCCUCAGCGAAUGCCAUGAAGUCGGGAAGCUCCUCAGGCAAUUCUGCGGUUUCCGGUAUUUCCUCACCCUCUUCCCUAUCCAAUCAAGCCGCUUACUACAAUGCGUUGGCGCAGGAAAAGAUGCAAGACUAUGCUGCCUUCUUUCAGCAGCAGCAUGGCAAAUAUGGCAUACCUGAUCCACUGUCUAAAACCACACUAGCGGCAAAUAACAUGUUCAUGACUCCGUCGGCUUUGUUCAAAAUUCAGCAGGAAUCGCUGUCGGCCAUGAUGAUGAAGCCACCCAAGUCCACGACGCCUUCAUCGGCGCGCACACGCGAGUCAUCGGCCUCGCCAGCUUUGGAGCGACUGACGCCCACCAAGUCGGCUAACAGUGGAGGAGGCGGCGGCGGUGGCAGCAGCAGCGGCAUCAACUCAAACUCGGGCGGCAAGUACAACUUCAGUGCCGUGGACCUGGCCAUCUCGAGUGUGCCCUCGAACACACCCUCUCCGGCGCCCUCCGACGGAAGCAGCAGUUCUUCGCAUCGACGUCCCUCGCCGGACCUUAGCCGCCUCUACGGAGAGCUGGCACCACCUGGAGCACUCCUCGGCAGCGGUGGAGUGCCCAAGAAGCGCAUGGAGUUCGCCUCGGUGGCAGAUCUGGCUGCACCGCCGCCGGCCAAGAUGCCCAAAAACAGCAUGGGCGAUGACAUCCUGAACUUGUCGCACGACUAGAAUAGAUGAAAUGGAAUCCUUGCCAGCGCAAUCGCAAUCGCAGUCGCAGUAUUUCCCCAACAGUAUAUAUUCCCAUACUUAAUGCCGCGUAGCAUCCAUUAACAUACCAGUGUCCGUCAUUUUAAUCGCCCAAUCAGUAUCUCUCGGGACAAAUAUUUUAUUUUAAAUCUUCCUUAUUACUUAUUUAAGUCGAAUUCUUGCUAAGUGUAAAGUUCAUAGAUCAGAAUUAUGAAUCUGAUCACCAGCAAUUUACAAACAAUUACUUUUGAAUACUUCUAUUUUCAAUUAUGUUCUUGAACCCAGAUAUGCCGUGCAUAUCGAAACACAUCAUUACGAUCUGUAAAGAUUUUUUCAGACCUACGAGUGAAUCUCCGCUUUUACUCAUCUUACGAGCGCUGAAUGUCCUUAAACGUUUAAUUUAAUGUACUCGUACUAAUUUAGGUUUAAUUACCGCAUAAAAGUACUUUAAGUAUUUUAAUAUACAGACAGCGCACAACACAUCAACUGUAUUGUAUUGCCUACCGCAUUAACUAUAACUUUGAAUCUUUGCCGCAAUAAAUUAAACGACUAGUUACUUAGUUUACGAAAA